Messenger RNA from Lingula anatina, 2136 nucleotides. RefSeq lists its product as uncharacterized. The record is from RefSeq and is a predicted model, not a curated record. NCBI's taxonomy places the organism in Eukaryota, Metazoa, Brachiopoda, Lingulata, Lingulida, Lingulidae.
UAAUUGGUCUAUUGCCUGUUAGGUCACAGUUACGUAGCUUACAAGAGCUGCUGGCAAUUGUGUAUUUACCAGGGUGAAGUUAGUGAAGAGGAAAGCUCAGAGCAAAUAACUCUGUACCGUUUUAGAAAGCGAAACAACAUCGAAGAAGCCAACAGUAGGCCUAUCAGCAAUUUAAGUUGAAUAAUUCAACCUAACCAACCAUCAAAAAGUAAAAGCAAUCGGACGACAAUGUCGGGAGAGGACGUCUUCCCCGAAUCACCUAUGUGGAAGGAAAACGGGAGCACAUGCGCUUCCGACUAUGAGGACAAAACGCGAACCAGCUUCGACUCCCUAACGCCUCACGAAACCCGCGCGUCGGAACGUCUACGCCGUCGCCCUUGGGUCAGCUCGAAGAAAGGAAAGGCCAUAAAGACUUGCGCUAAAGUGUUCGGAGUGGUUUUGCUCGUUUUGGCGGGGUUGUACCUCUACGAUUUCAUCUUUGUGUGUCCUCUGAGGUCACAGGAAGCGAAAUUAUACAAGGAAGUAGCGGAGCUGAAAUCUCGACUUUUCAACAGUACUGUGACGCCGGCUAUUCAGAAGUACGCUGUGGUCGGCACAAAAGAUCUGAGCAUUGAACAAGAACGCCGCAUACUGAUGGGUCGUUACAAUGCUUCAAUUAAAGAUCUGACACAAGCGCACCAGAAAACAAAGGCACAGUUGGUAGAACAUGCCCGGCAGAUGGAAGAUUUUUUAAACCAUCUAACAGAUCUGUCACAAUCGCACGGGUUUACAAAGGCGCAAUUGGAGGAAUACAAGCGACUGCUGAAUGACAGUUUUAAUGAUCUAAAGAGUCUAAUGCAAGAUCACGAGUUACUGGUGGCAGAAGUGGAAAGACUCGGUGGGAAGGUAAAUAACAACGACAACCGCACAGCUGAGGCUUUUAGGAAGAUGGACAGGCUGGAGCAGUUAAUGCGACAAAAUUUUUCCAGUAUCAGACACAGUUUAAAUGACGCGAGUGGACGCAGUAGGCAUCGACUGGAUCUUCUUGAAGCAAAGCUGAACCAGAGUAAAACGGACUUGCAGCAGGACAUGUCCAGCAAGAUAAGUGCUCUGCGGGGAGAUUUAAGCCAAAGUGGAGCUGAUGUUGCGUCCAUUAGGAGUGACAUCAGAGAAUUGAGAGGAAAAUACGAUAGGCUGGACCAGAGUAAAAAGGACUUGCAGCAGGACAUGUCCAGCAAGAUAAGUGCUCUGCGGGGAGAUUUAAGCCAAAGUGGAGCUGAUGUUGCGUCCAUUAGGAGUGACAUCAGAGAAUUGAGAGGAAAAUACGAUAGGCUGGACCGGAGUAAAACGGACUUGCGACAGGAAAUGUACAGAAAGAUAAGUGCUCUGCGGGGAGAUUUAAGCCAAAGUAAAGCUGAUGUUGCGUCCCUUAAGAGUGGCAUCAGAGAAUUAAGAGGGAAAUACGAUAGGCUGGCUCGCGUCUCCUCGGGAUCAACACUUCUGCAAGCUUCCAUGACCACACUGUCCUUGGUAUUUGUAGCAGUUAUUGCGCCACUUUUUGUGUAGGACACCGGAAAUAAGCUCAUAGCCGUCAACAGACGACCGGUUUCAUUGCGACCCCCACUGUAAAGUUGACUUAAGUACAUGUUUAUUUCUUUUUAAGUUUAUUGUCAGUGGCGGAUCCAGAGAUAUUUUCUGACUGUCUUCCAAGUUACCUGUUUUGAUCAGUCGUCCAUUUUUGACCGUCUUCAGUCAGAAAAAUUAGAUAUCUGUAAAUAUAGACUUGAAAAUCUGACCGUCUUCAAGAAGACGGACUCAAUCCGCCCCUGAUUGUGAUAGGAUACAAGCCAAAACACUCGUACUUAACCUGUUUCAGAAAAGUACUGGUUUUUAGCACUAAGGGACAAGUAUAAAAGGACCUCCCACCGAUGUUUUAUAUCAUCAAGACAGUGGUGAUCUGAUUUUGUUAAGUGAACUCAGUAUCUACGUAUCUAACCUUUUAUACAGACUGUGUAUAAUUAUUAUGCCUUUUUAGUACUUUUUUUAUUUUUCUGUUGCCAAUGAGUGUGUCGUUACAUUCAAUAGCAUUAAACUUGAUGCCGAAAGAUCGAUCAUGUUGACUAUUGUAUUGUAUUGUAUUGUAUUGUAUUGUAUUGU